Messenger RNA from Thyridium curvatum, 2322 nucleotides. RefSeq lists its product as uncharacterized. Bases 1 to 2322 code for a protein of 773 amino acids. Lineage: Eukaryota; Fungi; Ascomycota; Sordariomycetes; Thyridiales; Thyridiaceae. The transcript has 4 exons. Gene Ontology annotation, molecular function: RNA polymerase II cis-regulatory region sequence-specific DNA binding; zinc ion binding; DNA-binding transcription factor activity, RNA polymerase II-specific. Gene Ontology annotation, cellular component: nucleus. The record is from RefSeq and is a predicted model, not a curated record. Gene Ontology annotation, biological process: positive regulation of transcription from RNA polymerase II promoter by galactose; DNA-templated transcription.
AUGCCUGAGCUCAGAGAAGGCCGAGUGGUGAAGCGCUCCAGCAAUGCGAACAGCCACGAGCCGGCCAAGCGCCAAAGGGCGCCGUACGCCCUCCGGGCCUGUGACGCCUGCCGCAGGCGCAAAGGCAAAUGCGACGGAGCGCAGCCCUGCGGCCAUUGCGCCGGGCGCGGGCAGGGCUGCAGCUACAGCACGAGCCUGGCCUCCGAUGAAUGGUGGCUCGCCACCGUAGCGAGCGAUGCCGCUGGCGAUCGUGGUGAACAAACGCAGAACCUCCGUGCUAGUAAACGGGCGAGUUCGAUCACAUCGAGCAGCAACACCAACACCCAAGAAGCCAUCAUGGAGAUGAUGUCGAACCUCCAAGGACAGCUCGACAGUCUUGCCUCUCAUGUCCGGUCGUCCGGCCAGAAUUCGAAUGCUCAGCCGGCCAACCCGAACAACAGUGGCAGCGUCGGUGAGGGCUCGACACCGUCAAAUGAGACCGAGGCGACACUGUCCGAGCACCUGGUCCGCCGCGCAUCUCAGCACUUCUACGGGCCGACGAGUCCAGAAUACAGUCUGAAUGUCGCACAGAUCAAACUGCGCCAGAUGACAUCCUCCGGCACACCUCUACAGAAGCAGCACCUGCAGCUUGCCAGCAUCGACGACGACGCCGUUUCCGACCACGAAGACAGUAAUGAGAUCGACCAAUCCACUCCCGCCGGCUCUCCGCAGAACCGUGACCGCGGCGAGAAGACGCGGCUCAUGCGCUUCCGCUCCCUGAUGAGCCUUCAAGAAGCGGUGCGGCUUCUAUUCGUAUACCAAGAAGUCGUCGGCGAAUUCCACCCCAUCAUAGACAUCGACAAGAUAAUGGCGCGGCUUCGAUCGUGCUAUGCCGAUGUGGACCCGGCGCUCUGGGACUGUUCUCCUGGCCGGUCAGGGUCAACAACGGGAGACGAGGAGAUCUUGAUCCUCAAUCUUGCCUUGGCGAUUGCGCUCCGUGCCGAAGCGAAGUCGUCGACGCAUGAAAUGGAGGGCCAGAUACGGGAAAGUUUUGAAGAUUCUGUCAACAGCAGGAUAGCUGCGCCAGUAACCAGUCUCAAUGCCGUGACCAUAACCCUCCUCAAGGGGUUCUAUGACUUCUUCUACGACAUGAUCCGCUCGUCCUGGCGGAUGUGUGGUAUCGCAGGGCGCAUGCUCAUGGAGCUUGGGCUUCAUAAUGGCGACCAGUCCAAAUUCGUGGUCGACUCCGAGUCUCAACGCACAGAUGUCUCUACCCUUGUGUGCAGCAUCGUCAUUCUCGACCGCCAGUGGAGCGCCUCGACAGGUUUACCAAAGAACUUUCAGGACUCGCACUUCGAUCCUCUGCCGAAAGCUUCUAUCAAGAACCCCUAUCUCAAGGCCAUGCUAUCCUUCAUCCUCAUCAGCGACAAGUUCAACGAGCCAAUAUCCCAGGCUGCCAAAGGCGAGAAGUACAACGACGACGACGCAUUCGAGGUGAUGAACUUUCAGAUCGAGCAGUGGCGCAAGAAGUCUGUCGGCGCGCACUGCCUUACCCAGGUAGACAGCUGGGCCUCGGAUCCGUCGACGAGACCGCCGUCGUGGGCCAUCCUCCUGACCCUCCGGGCAAUGUCCAUCCGCAGCCUCCUGCUCAAGCCGUCCUUCUUCUCCCAGCACGACACAGAGGCCAGCAGGAAGUGCCUCCGGCCGGCGAUAGAGAUCGCGUCGACCAUGAUCAACGCCCUGUACACCCUGGACACGACUACCGACAUAUACCGGAAGCAGCACCCGUACUACCAGCACUUGCUGGCCUCGGCCUCGGCGCUGGCCUUCCUCAUCGUCGCCUCCAUGGAGCAGAACCGGCAUACGCGAGGGGUCAGCCUGCCUCCGGACCUGAUCGAGACCCUGAACCGCACCACCGAGAUGGCCAUCACCCUCGCCGCGAACUAUGCCAAGACGUCGAGGGCUUCGCGGAGGCUGCUGAAGAAACUGUCAGAGAUGCGGGGGAGCCUGAUAGGUCUCGGCAUUACGCAGACACCCGCCACCCUGUCCCAGGAGAAGAGACAACCUCAAAGAAGGGAACAAGAGGCAUCGCUGGCAAACACUUCCCGCGCGGUGCAGAGGAAAGCCCUGCCGCAACAACAAGCACUGGUUCCUUCGGGAUCGUUCGAGUUCCGAGCCGAAUUCACUCAGCCUUUCGACGUCAGCACCACUGCCCCAGCGUUCACAGGUAGUAUGGCGCCGCUUUCUGAUUUCGACUUGCAGUCAGGAGGCUGGGCCGAGUCGCUUUGGUUCCACUGGCCCCUUGGAGCCGACUCCAGCAUGUUUCCUGAGCCUGGCACAUAG